This is a messenger RNA of Prunus armeniaca (apricot), 408 nucleotides long. The record is from the annotation of a GenBank genome assembly. Lineage: Eukaryota; Viridiplantae; Streptophyta; Magnoliopsida; Rosales; Rosaceae.
AUGGCUUCCACUUUCGUCACUCUACCAAACCCUUUGCUAUGCAAACCCAAUACUGCUUCUCUGUCGAACCAGAAGCUACUGCCAGGUCUGCGAAGAAACUCUUUGAGAGUUAACGCAGUUUCCAAGAAAUGGGAACCCACCAAGGUGGUUCCUCAAGCUGACAGAGUGCUUAUUCGUCUUGAGGAACUCUCCGAGAAAUCAGCUGGAGGAGUUUUGCUGCCCAAAUCAGCCGUUAAAUUUGAGCGGUAUCUUAUGGGAGAAAUUCUUUCUGUUGGUGCUGAGGUUGGGGAAGUCAAGGCUGGAAAGAAGGUUCUUUUCUCGGACAUAAACGCAUAUGAGGUGGAUUUGGGAAUAGAUGGCAGGCACUGCUUCUGCAAAGAGAGUGAAUUGCUGGCCGUAGUUGAAUAA